AUUCUCAAUAAUUAUGUCACUGAGUUAAAUAAUCAAGCUACCUCUCAUUCCUCAUUUCCUUUUCCCAGAAAAACAAAUUACAGAGAAUAAAUAUCAGACUGGGGAAUUUAAAAAUUGAUUGGUUCCAGUGUGCUGUAAGUGGGAGGUUUUUUUUCUCCCUCCGACAGGAAGUGAUUUGCAGUGUUCAGCAAGCCUUUUGUUGAGAAGGUUUUCUCAGAUCAGUGAGUCAUGCUUUAGCACUGAGCCGGCAGGCAGGCAGGCAGGCAGGCAGGCAGCAGUCAGUAGAGAGUAUUUGCUCUUCCCUCGCAGUAUCCGUGAUCAUCGACAACAUAGACCUUUCUCUGUUAUAUUAGUUUUUGGAUUUUUGAGGCUAGAAAUCGGCAGCAGCAGCAGCAGCAGCAGCAGCAUCACCGCUGGAAACCAAACAAGCUGCACCACAACACUGGCAGCCUUUUAGAGACCUUUUCCUCUCCAUCCUCUUCUUCCUCUGCCUCAAUGCUGUGUUUCCAUGGAUUGUGUCUAUAUAUUUCUCUCUGACGGAUUGGAUUGCAGCUCUGGAUUUUACUGAGAGCAGAUUGGACUUUGGCGACAGCGGCAGCAGCAGCAGCAGCAGCAGCUCAACACAACCACCACUGUAACCUCAAUAGAGAAAAUUACAGUCAGGUGGCCUGUGAUUGCUAAAAGGCGUUUGCUGCCUGUACCGCUGCUGCUAUGUUACAGGAGAGGGUAAUCAGCACGGCUCAGCCACGUCUGCCAGCACACUUGUGAAAGAGGCAGGCUGUGCGUGUCGGUUGGUGGAGAGAGGGGAGAGAGCAAGAGAGAGAAGGGUAUGCUUCACCGUACCAAAUACAACCGCUUCAGGAAUGAGUCAGUAACAUCCGUCGAUGAGCUUCUCCACGGCCUUUCCAUGAACCCCAAGGUCUCGGCCACCCCCCAGUCUGCAGCCGAGACAUCUUACACACCCCCGACUGAGGUCCAGCCCUCCUCCACCACCACCGCUUCCAGCACCCCCACCAGCCACGGCUCUGACCACCUGGAAGAUGGAGGCACCACCCUCUGCACCCUCAUCAACAAGGUGUCCAGCCUGAAAUUCAGCAACUCAGGCAGCCUGCUGGGCAUCAAGGGUCUGCCCUCGGCUGUCAAGGACCUGGCUGUGUCUAAGCUGCAGGGGGGUGGGGGAUCGGGCUCAGGCAGCUCCAGUGGCCCGAGCCCCAGCGCGGCGACAGCAGCAGCAACAGCGGCAGCAGCCUCUGGUGUGGGCGGCUCUCUGUGCAGCUCGGCCUCCCAUUCAACCCCCUGCUCGCAGCUGGAGCCAGCCGUCAGCAUGAGCAAGAAGAGCCGGCUGGACGAGCUCCAGCCCGGUGGAGAGGACUGGAAUCCAGGUGGAGGUGGUGGACUGGUGAGCAAACCCUCCAGAGGAUGGCUACACUCAAGUGAGAAGAUCUCUGGUCCAGGAGUGACAUACAUUGUGAAGUAUCUUGGCUGUAUAGAAGUCCUUCGGUCAAUGAGAUCCCUGGAUUUCACCACAAGAUCACAAAUUACAAGGGAAGCCAUCAGCCUGGUGUGUGAGGCCGUUCCAGGGACCAAAGGAGCUCUGCGGAAGAGAAAGCCACCGUCCAAAGCUCUGUCCAGUAUCCUCGGGAAGAGCAACCUGCAGUUUGCUGGCAUGUCCAUCAACCUAAAUAUCUCCACCAGUAGCCUCAACCUGAUGACCCCUGACUGCAAACAGAUCAUAGCCAACCAUCACAUGCAGUCCAUCUCCUUUGCAUCAGGUGGAGACCCCGACACAACAGAUUUUGUUGCCUAUGUAGCAAAGGAUCCUGUUAACAGAAGAGCGUGUCACAUCCUGGAGUGCUCUGAUGGACUGGCCCAGGACGUCAUCAGCACCAUCGGCCAGGCCUUUGACCUUCGCUUCCAGCAGUACCUGCAGUGUCCCUCAAGCAAAUUGUCCUCCACACAUGACAGGGUAUUAAACAUGGAGGAGUUACCGUGGACAGAGGAAGAGGAGGAGUCCGCAGAACAUCCCUACUAUAACAACAUCCCUGGCAAGAUGCCUCCCCCUGGAGGCUUCAUCGACACCCGGCUGACCAAUCAGAACACAGCAUCAGAUGGAUGCCAGAUGGGGCCAGGCUCAGUAGAUCAGACAUAUUACCAAGGGCGGCAUUGUGGGGAAAACUGGGGAGAUGAAAAAAAGCCCAUAUUCAUACAACAGGGAUCAUUUGAUAUAAGCAGUCUGCCCGAGAGUAAAGGUCAGGCACCAAAAACAGGAGAGAUGCCCGCAUAUGUGAACACCCAGCAGAUUGACGCCCAGGUGCUUGCAGCACUCCAGGCAGAGGCGGAGAAUGUGACAAAGGGCAUGGCAGCUGCAGCCAAAGAGAGCCCACAGAAGGACCUGUUCGACAUGAAGCCUUUUGAGGAUGCCAUUCAGUCGCAGUCCCAUCCACUGUCCCAUGGGCAAACCCAGUCCCAGGUCUCCAGUCUUCACAAGGCAGCAUCGGUGGACAACUCGAGUCCUCUUCUUGUGCGUUCAGUGGCCUUCCGGGCACAGGAGGAGCUGGAGGGCCAGCCGUGGUACCAUGGCAAAAUGAGCCGCCGUGACGCUGAAAAACUGCUGAAAGAAGACGGGGACUUCCUGGUUCGUAAGAGCACGACAAACCCAGGGUCCUACGUACUGACGGGCAUGCACAAUGGACUUGCCAAACACCUACUGUUGGUGGACCCUGAGGGCACGGUACGGACAAAAGAUCAUAUAUUUGACAGCAUUAGCCAUCUUAUUGGCCAUCACCGUGACAACAAUCUGCCGAUUGUGUCCGCUGGGAGUGAACUGUGUCUCCUACAGCCCGUUGGAAGGAAACAGUGAUGCUUGCAAUGCCUGAUGGGAAAUAGGAAGCUCCGGACAGUCUCUCCUUCCAUCCUGAAACUUGAAGAUGAACCACGAAGAGAAGAUGCUUGACGGCUCUAUGCGCUGACAGUGUUUUUGGGAGAUUACUUUACUGGAGGCACUGGAAGAUGCAAGAUUUGUUUAAGACAAAAAAAAUUAUUUAUAGAACUGUUAUUAUUUUGUUGUGAUGACUGAAAUGCUAUAUUUUUGAGAAGACAUAGGUGCAUUUGGACAUAAUAUCUUGAUUUGGUGUUUUAAAAGAUUAAAAAAAAGACAAUUGUUCUUGUAGUUUAGAUGAAGUGCAAAUCAAACCUCAAAGAGGUGUUAACAAGAGUAUUUUAGAAUAAAAAAACCUGAAAUUUUAGUUUUGUCUGUCAAGCACAACCACAUUUCUACAAGAACCGUUGGCUAAGAGGUCGCUGAAACAAAAACAGUUUGGACAACAAAUGCUGUUUAUAAGGAAUUACUUUAGGAGAAAUGUCCUUUAAUCUCACCAAUAGCGUGACAGCUCACUCAAUUAGUCACUAUAUGAAAUCUGCUUUUAUCGGGGAUUAGAACUGAAUGUGUUUUGCUUUGCAGUAUCACAAAGUGUCGGGGUGCAAACAGACAUCCUUCAUAGUGCUGUCAAUGGCUUUAAAGAUAAACUUUUUUUAUGAAGUAUUUUCUUGUGUCACUGCAGUCGCAUGACUUAAAAAUCAACUGUUCUUGUGGACAUUGUUCGUAGACCUUGAUACCCCUUUAUUUGAAAGAGGUGCUUGUGUAUGCUGACACUGUAAAAAUAUUUAUGCUUUUCAACCAGUGAUUAUUUCUGAAUUGGUUCUCUCUGGAUUCUUCUUUUUGGUGUGUAGUCAAUGAUUAGUUUCGGGGCUUGAGUCAUGCAAUGGAUAUUCUCACAUUCUUGAUUAGCAUUUUCUUUUUUUUUUUGUGAACCUUUAAAAGCUAUGAUUAUUUGAAUGACCACAAUUGAAUAGCACAAUCAGAAAGUUAGAUCAGAUAGAUCAUCCGUGUCAGUACCAAGACGAAUUGUGUUUAGAUGUCAUUUACACUUUUUAAUUGAAGAGACUGAAUUAGACGAACACACAGUGCACUCAAUACAGAAUGUUUAAUAUUGGAUCACCGUCACUUAUCGAUGUUAAACGAAAAAGAUUUUAUUUCUCAGUGUGUGGAUAUCUCAUGGCAAGACUGCUGUACUGCCACUAGAUGUCAUCACAGAAAUACUUGUUCACCCCUGUCACUCACGUCAAUUAUCCUGUGUUAUCACUUAUUCGUAGCAGAAGAUGCUGGCUGUGUAUUGCUUUACAGUACAGGGGAAAACACAUUAUUGCUUGACAGGUCCGAGUUAAUUUGCAUUUUGCAGUCCACUGUACACAAUCAUUCCUCAGAACAGUUCACUGUAUUUAGAGUUACACAGACUGUUUUUGUAGAGUGGGAAGCAAACAUUUGAAAUGGCUAACAGAAAUCGUACACAACAGCAACAGACUCUUAAAAUGCUCUCAUCCUUACUAUUGUCAGUACUCUGAUGGAAACCAAAUGAAUGGGGCAUUGUAUUUGAUAUGCACUGGACCACUUCAAUUGAACCAAAAUCAGCAUGUGUUCAAUGAGUUUGACAAGACAGAUGCAAUGUAAUAUAACGUGCCUGUAUUUUGCUGCAAGAGGGAGUGUACAGUACAUGCAUCUCACAACCACACAUUUUAGCAAAGAGCAGUAUUGGGGGGGGGGUCCAUCACCAGAUUAAUUUUGGUUUAAGCUGAGAGGACUUUCCUUGAUUCCUUGUGUCUAUAUGAGAGUGAGAGUGCACGAGAGGAGGAAUAUGUUGGCAUAUUUCAGAGAAAGGUUAGAAGGAAAGGGCACAAAGAAUCAUAGAGGGGUUUUUUCUUAACAGUUAUCCGCCAUUAACUUUUAGUCCAAUUCUUUGUGACAUAAUUUCAUCAAAUCUAAUAUCUUGGGAGAAGGAAUAAUGCGCUAAUUUUUUUUUUGUUUUUUUAAAGCACUCUACUAACGUAAAGAAUUAUUUUGAGAUUUAGAUUUCCGAAAAGCAAAUUUGUUUUGGAGGAGUGUGUCUGAGACUGACAUGACACCUGUCAUUUACAUGAGGGAGUCUUUAUGAAUGUUUAUGACUGUUGUCAUUUAGUGUCAUACAGUCAUUUAUUUCAUUUUCAAUGCAAAGUUUACAUUGUUUGAUAAGUCUUUGUUAUGACAACUUGACAUUAAAGGUUCAGUAUGGAAUUCUUGAGGAAGACAGUUAAUUGUUGAGUGUCAGUCCAACUACCAACCCAAGGUUGUCCGUAUUUGACGACCUAGAAAUAACACUCAACAAUCAACUAUCUGCAUCCUAAACCCUAAGUGCAUCCUAGAAGUGCAUCCUAAACCUUAAACCAAGACAACAUAACCUGUCAUAAACAUGGCAUAGCAGGCUGAAAUAUUAAACUGAAAGAAAGUAUUAACAAUUUGGACUAGUCCUUAAAAUAUCAUGAAGUGUUAUUACACUGUCAAAUGCUUUUAUAACUGUCAUGAAUAUUUUCCUUCACUUCAAUUGCUGAGAAUAUGUCGAAAUCGUCUGUUUGAAGAGGGACAAGUAAUUUACUUGUGUAUUGCUUUCAUUAGGGUAUGUAAAUGUAUUUGACAGUAUAAUAACAUUUAAUGACAUAAUAAGUCUAAAUUGUACCACUGAAGUUGAGGUCAAGGAAAUUAUUAAUGUAACCAUUAGAAAAUGAUUUGACAGUAUAUUAUAACUUAAUGGCAUCUUUAUGACAAAUACAAAUUAUACCACUGUAGUUGAAGUCGAAGAGAAUGUUCAUGACAAAAUCGUAAUAGUCUCAUGACCACACAUUAUUGCUGCAAUUGUGGGGGUCCCAACCCCCACUAGGGGCCGUCAAAGCCUCACUGGGGUCAUGAGGUCUACUUGACUUUAGGGAGAGUAAGAACACUUGACAAUAUAAAAAGCAGACCUAUAGUUCAGCAUUCAAGACACAAACUUAAAAAACAAAUCUCACAGGAUAAGGGCACAGGGAAGACCUGAACGCAAGCUGUACUUACAGAGCCGUUGCUCUUUGCUAAACAGGCAAAGGGCUAAAGGAGGGGCUGAAUUUGUCAAAAAAGGAGCCAAUAGCCAAAACAACAACAAUUAAAUGCAUAAUGCAGAUAAUUCUACAAAUAGUUGCAAAAAAAUAUAAGAAAACUCAUCUCUUGCAAUUUUCACAGGAAAAAAUCAGUUCAAAAUUCAUCCUAAUUGAUCAUUUUACACAAACUUACUACAGUUUUUGCAUUCACUAUUUGGGUUACUUGUACAGUUUAUCACUUGUCCUGCAAUGUUAUUGUUAUGCUUUAAAUAUAAUAUGAAAUAUUUAUAAAAUAUGCUAGGGUGUGUCAGUUUACUCAGUGAUAGAAAAGGAGUCCAUUAAGGAGAAACGUUGGGAACCACUGGUUUAAUGUAUUGUUAACACAUAAAGCUAAAUAGUUUCAAUUUGAUAACUAGGCCUGCUAUGGCAUGUUUAUGUCAGGUUAUGUUGCCUUGGUUAAUGUCAGGUUGUCAUAACAAAGACAUCUCAAGCAAGGCAAACUUACCAUUAGAAAUUACAUAUAAUUGGCCGAAUGACACACUUAAUGACAACAGUCAUAAACACUCACACAGACUCCAUGCUUAUGACAGGUGUGGUGUCGCUCUUAUGCACACCCCUUAAAAGAAUGGGUUACAAUUUGGUAUCGAAUUACCUUGGCAAAAUGAGAAAAGUUAAGGACAGCAUAUAUAUAUAUAUA
This is a messenger RNA of Epinephelus fuscoguttatus (brown-marbled grouper), 6637 nucleotides long. It is a transcript of the gene shc3, whose product is annotated as SHC (Src homology 2 domain containing) transforming protein 3. The transcript is spliced from 12 exons. Gene Ontology annotation, biological process: cell surface receptor protein tyrosine kinase signaling pathway; intracellular signal transduction. Lineage: Eukaryota; Metazoa; Chordata; Actinopteri; Perciformes; Serranidae. Gene Ontology annotation, molecular function: receptor tyrosine kinase binding. Gene Ontology annotation, cellular component: plasma membrane. The coding region runs from base 830 to 2860 and encodes 676 amino acids. The record is from RefSeq and is a predicted model, not a curated record.